Argiope bruennichi is the source of this 501-nucleotide messenger RNA. RefSeq names its product cuticle protein 16.8-like. Bases 1 to 501 code for a protein of 166 amino acids. Gene Ontology annotation, cellular component: chitin-based extracellular matrix. The transcript has 3 exons. Gene Ontology annotation, molecular function: structural constituent of chitin-based larval cuticle. The record is from RefSeq and is a predicted model, not a curated record. Lineage: Eukaryota; Metazoa; Arthropoda; Arachnida; Araneae; Araneidae.
AUGAUAUCUCAGGUUUUCAUCUUGGCUGCCUUAGCAGUGACUGCUUUUGCCAGCUUAUAUCAUGAGCCUAUCUACCAUCCCCAGCCUUUCAAGUUCGGCUAUAGCGUAAAGGACAAGCACGGUGAACAACAUCGUGAAGAAGUCGGCGACGGAAAGAACGUGAAGGGAAGCUACGGAUUCACUGAUGCCAGAGGAAUCCACCGACAGGUCAACUAUGUAGCUGACCAUGCUGGAUUCAGAGCUCAAGUCAAAACCAAUGAACCCGGAACUGCCAACCAAAACCCCGCAGCCGUUCACAUCAUUUCUGAUGCACCCUACGGACAUGGUGGAUACGCCGGAGUUGGAGCAGCUGGAUUGGGCUACGGAUACGGUGGUCUUGGAGCAGCUGGCUUAGGAUAUGGAUACGCUGGAGUUGCAGGAUAUGGUGGCCUUGGCUAUGGAGGAUAUGGUCUUGGCAACGGACGCCUUGUAGGUUUAGGAUAUGCUCGUUACGGAUUUUAA